Molecule: messenger RNA, 1865 nt
Organism: Marchantia polymorpha subsp. ruderalis
Lineage: Eukaryota; Viridiplantae; Streptophyta; Marchantiopsida; Marchantiales; Marchantiaceae
Source: the annotation of a GenBank genome assembly
GCGACGGCCAAACCAGCUUUGGCGGGGGAGUGUGGAAUGUCGACAGCUGCAUCGUCUAAGUGAGUUCAGGACUUUCCACGAUGCUGUCAGUGACAAAGCAUGGACCUUUGCUCUGUGGUGGGCAGCAGUGCAGCUGUGCAGCAGAGUGACUUGUCAGCGCAAUUUUCUCUCGUUCCAUUCUAUGCACCUCUCGGACUCGCAUGCUGCGGCAGCACAUUGUGGCAUCGGUGAUCGAGCGUGCAGAGAAGGGCAGAGUGCCAAGAAUUUGUGUUUCAAUGGAUUUGAGUCUGAUCGCCCCCAGGUCUGUGAGGAAGUGAUGAUGGUGAUGAAUUGGAAACGGUAGGUUUGCUGCUUGAGUAGCUAGAAUUUGAUGGAGAAGUUGAUCAAGUCUCCCGGAGGAGAAGCUGUUGAACCUUGUGAUUAUUGUUGCGUCCUUGGCGGAGAGGAAUAGAAGGCGUUCGAGUCAUUCUCUUCCGAAGUGUACAUUUUUUUUCGCACUCAAGUUUUGGAGGAGCAUGUUUACUGCAACAAGAGGAGAUCGGUGGUUUAGAUUUUUGACUGCUACUCAAUUCCCACAUCACAUCUAGUUUCGGGUAUUUGAGGAUCAUUGAUUAUGCUUGGGUGCUGUUGUGGGAGAAAGGGUGAUACUAAAAAUCACCGACCAUCUCCCAGUUCAACUCCUGCUACUUUGGGACCUCCCUUUCAACCUCCGUCUCAGAAUUGGCAGGGCGCGGGCUAUUUCAUGCCGUAUAGCACCAUGGGGGUUGAACCUUAUGGCAAUGUCGACCGAUGCAUGAGGGCUCUAGCCGGUGGAGCCGAAGGCUUUGGCCAUAGUGCAAUCGGCGGUCUAAAUGGCGAAAUUUACCACGUUACCUCGCUCGCAGAUCAGGGACCAGGCACACUUCGUGACGCAUGCAAACGAAAGGAACCCCUGUGGAUCGUCUUUGAGGUAUCCGGCAACAUUUGUUUGGAAAGUUACCUGCGAGUUACCAGUUACAAAACCAUUGAUGGGAGGGGACAGCGAGUGAAACUUAUGGGGAAAGGUCUGCAACUGAAGGAGUGUGAGCACGUUAUCGUCUGCAACUUGGAGUUUGAAGGAGGACGAGGUCAUGAUGUGGAUGGUAUACAGAUGAAGCCUAAUUCCAAGCAUAUAUGGGUGGACCGCUGUACCUUACAAGACUUUGAUGACGGUCUGAUUGAUAUUACACGCCAGUGUACAAAUAUCACGAUUUCAAGGUGCCAUUUCUUGAAGCACGAUAAGACCAUGCUCAUCGGGGCAGAUCCCAAGCACGUUGAAGAUCGGUGUAUUCAAGUAACCAUUCACCACUGCUGGUUUGAUGGAACCAGACAACGUCACCCGCGAGUUCGAUUUGGCAAAGUUCAUCUCUACAACAACUAUACGCGAAACUGGGGUAUCUACGCAGUUUGUGCAAGUGUGGAGGCUCAGAUUUUAUCACAGUGCAACAUUUAUGAGGCUGGCACACACAAGACUGCAUUUGAGUAUUAUACUGAGAAGGCAGGAGACAGGGAUCAUGCAGUUUCUGGCAACAUCCGAUCGGAGGGUGACAUAUUUUUGAAUGGAGCUAAAGGCGAACCUAGGAACCCUCUGUCAGUGUUCAAAGCGGAGACUUUCUAUCCACAUUGGACCCUUGAGCCUGCAGGGGAUGGUUUGGUGAAGAAAAUUUGUAAGAGUGCUGGGUGGCAGAAUUGUGAAAGGCCUGCCGACACUCCUGUCCGCUAAGUCCUCAAAAUUAUUUGAACAGUAGAAAUAAAGUGAGCUUGUAAAUCAGACUCAUACAAUAAAAAUUGUGGCCGGGUUGGUAAUUACUGAUGUUUUGUGUUUUGAGGCAUCUUGUAGUGGUCGG